CUUUCGCCCAGCUGUGAACGAAGAAGGAGCAGGGAGAAAAUGACGGACGCAAUGGUGGCCUGCAAUAACUGCGGCUUAUCGUACACAUUACCCGAGGAUGAAGUGGUGGGAAAUGUUCCUCAUGUCCUGCAUUGUGGUCAUAUCUUCUGCACAGUGUGCCUUCGCACGCUGGAGUCUCCACGUGGCUUCAUCGCCUGCCCUGAGUGCAAGAUGGGUACCAACGUUGGUGAGGAAGGGGUGGAUGGCCUGCAGGUGGACAGCAGAAUAAUAGGACUUAUCUAUACUGCCAAGAUGAACACCAAGAAGAGAGAGCGUGAAGGAGAUAAGCACAGAGCUCGCAGAUUUAGGAGUCCUUCAGCAUCUCCACCUGACCAGGAGCAGCAGAGCACCGAAGUGAGUCCGGAUGUGUUGGAGGUUCUAGAUGAAGCUCUGUGUAAAGCAACGGAAAACCUUAAUACACUAGAUAGCCUGUACCAGACUCUUGUUACAGGCAUACAGGCUCAGAUGAUAAAAGAGAAGACUCGGAUCACAAAGGAAAUUGAGGAUUGCGUAGAAAAAGCAAUUGGCAUACUGUAUAGAAGGCGUGGUGUGCUGAUGUCCGAAAUUGGCUCCGUGGAGCAGCUCUUCUCGGCCGGGUGGGAUGAGUGUCAGAGAGUGGAGGACAGACGGAAGGAGCUGUUUACAGCCAUCCAGAAAGCAAGACAUGUUCGUCAAGUUCCUUCACUCGGAACUUACUGCCAUCUGGACAAGAUUCUGAAGACUCUGCAGACUCCAGUAGAUGCUGAAUCGUAUGAUAUGAGCUGCCUGACUGUGUGUUCAGAGCUAAAGUGCAUUCUCCAAAUGGACUGUCUGACUGAAAGUGUGAAAAACUUUCUCUAUGUCAUGGAUGGCAACGUUAAGCUUGUGUCUAAGGAGUCGCCAGGGCCUCCGCCAGCAGAGCGGCUAUGCAGACGGCCAGUGAGAGGUGGAGGGGAGAGAUCUGGGGAGCGGAGAGGAGGCCGGUCCAGCCUUCGAGCACCCGGCUCCCACCGAACAGCUCGGGCCUCGUCGGGCUUGCUGAAGCUGCCUGGUGCAGGAUCCGCCCCAAAACAGAACAGCGCCUUUAGCCCAAAUAUUAUUAUAGAGGAAAUCAUUGAGGAGACGGACAGUGGUGCAGAGAGAGACGGAAUGGCUCUGGAGCCCAAGCACAUAGAAAUACAGAAUGUGCAGCGAAGGAACCGCAAGACAGGACAGGACAGGAUGCCUGUUCCACAACCAAAAGCGCUGCAGGAGUGGGUUGUGCUGACCCACAUAAUCAACCCAACACACUUCUAUGUGCGACAUGUGUCGGAGCGCAAAGCUGGAACUGCGCUGGCCAGAAAGAUCAACAAACUGUGCUCUGGAGAGGAAAGCUGCUUCACUGCUGAAGACGAAAUCAACACAGGUGUGCUGGUGUUAGUGAGGUGGAAAGAUGAUGUCUGGUGCAGGGCAGUGGUGUGUGAGCUGUUCCAGAAUGGCUGUUUGGAGAGUGUGACUCAGUGCCCUGCUGCCGAGGUUGCUCGUCUGCGAGUUUUCUUCCAGGAUUAUGGUUUCUCUAAAGGAUUUAGCUUCUCAGGUGAAGGCAGUCUGAGUGGGCUGAAUGAGUGUUUGCGGAAGGCUGAUGUUGCUGCUAAGGCAGAGCUGCAUCGCUGGGCUCCUCAGGCCAUCAAAUGUUCCCUCAAAGAUAUCAUCCCCUCAGACUUGGUGAACGGCUGGAGCAGGGAAGCAUGUGACGAGAUGAGGCGUGUGAUUGGCUCGAGUGCUGUGGAGAUGCAGGUGUUUGGUGAGGACAGAGACACUCUGCUGGUGGAUCUGAAGAAACCGUCCGUAGACGACACUCUGCUUUCUCUAAGAGAACAUCUUGUGUUCAUGGAGCUUGCCAGGUUCUAUUCCCCUCUGGCAGCCCCCGGAGGCGGUAAACCACUGCUGUUUUAUCCGCCUGUGUAUCCCAAACUGAACACAGAACUGCCUGCUGUGGUUUCCCAUGUCAACACACCAUCAGACUUUUACAUACAGCUAGUGGACAAUAUGGAGUUCCUGCUUCUGAACUCAAAACUGCAAGACUGUUACGGGUCUCCUGGGAGCGAUAGCGAGCUGCAGAUUUACUGUCCUGUUCAGGGCCAGGCCUGUGUCGCCAUCUAUGAUGAAAAAGACUGGUGCAGGGCUCAAGUCACUGGUUUUCCUGGUGGACGAAUGGUGGAGGUCCGAUAUGUAGAUUUUGGCAACAGAAAAACUCUGUCUGUGAAUGACCUCAGGCAGAUAAAGGAUGAGUUCUUUGCCUUGCCAGCCAUGGCGGUGUGGUGUUCUCUGGCAGAUGUGUUGAGUGUGGGGGACAGCUGGAGUGACGAAAGCAUUCAAGUGUUCCGCAAACUGACGGAACAGAAGUUGGUCAUUGUGGUGGUAACAAAGCUUGUGCCUCAAUCCGCAGCUUUACCUGUUCGCCUGUUUGAGGUCAGCGAGAGUUUUACUGAGCUUCAGGCCAGCAUUGGGGAGACCCUGGUCAGACAAGGACUGGCGUGUUGGAGUAAACAAACUCAGCUGAAAGACCCUCCCCCACUGGAGGCUGCAGUAUGGGACCCCCCCCUUGAUGAGGUGACUUCGUCUCCAGCCGAGCUGACGUCCCACACUGAUGAGCCUUCAGAGCUGCUGCUUAGCUUGAUUCUGCCCACCUGUCUUAAAGACCUGAGGGUGAAGGUCACCCAUGUGACUUCGCCUGGCCAUAUCUAUGUACAGCUGCUGCAGUUUGAUGCCCACCUGAAGAGGGUUCAUGACUUGCUGAAGAGAGAGUUUUCAAAGUCAGAUCUGCAGGAGGUUGACUGGAAGGUGGACAUGCCCUGUGCUGCCAAUGUGAAUGGAGUUUGGGAGAGAGGAAAGGUGUGCACGGUGUCCUCCAGCAACAUUUCUGAGGUGCUGCGUUGUGACUUUGGUAAUACUGUAAAGCUCCACACCAGUAACUUGAGGCCUCUCCUCCCUGAGCUUGUUGGCUCCUUGCUACUGGAGUGUUGCCUCAGUGACAUAAGACCAGCAGGUGGUCGCUCCACGUGGACGGCUACAGCCUGUGACUUCAUCUCCUACUACCUCACUGGAGCCACGGCCGUAAUGACCAUUAAGGAUCCCUGUGCCAGGCCAGCACUAGUGUCGCUGUUCUGCUCCAACCGAUCAGGUCAAGAUGUCAGCAUCGCAGACUUCCUAAUCAGUGAAGGACUUGCCUUAAGAGAGAGAAGUGUCAGAGUUCCUCCUGCACUCAAACCAGCCUCCGCUGAAUGUGAGGAAUCCAACCCUGAGUCAGGCGUGACUCUGCUGGUGCAGGACGAGUGUGUGCCAGCCCUGGAAGAGAGUGUGUGUGAGGAAGGGGGUGUGACGAAUGAAACACCGACUCCCUCAUACUCCUGUCCUCCCAGACCUGCCCCCCGCACUGCACCACCUCCGGAGAGAGUGAAAACACAGGCCUAUCUGCCCCCAGAGUUGCCACCCUGCGGACACACACUCAUGAGCAUCUCUGCGGUCUCUGAUGACGGAGUCAUCUAUGCCAUGACCCCGCAGUCAGAGUGCGAGUUUGAGCGUUUGAUGGAGUGCCUGCAGCAACACAUUAAGACGCUGCCCCAACAGAAGCGCUACAACUGGAAGAGUGUGCUGGGCUGUGCCGUCAUGGGCUCGGACAUGCUCUGGUACCGAGGGCAGGUGCUGGAGGUCAUCAGAGGCCACGUGAAGGUGCGGUAUGUGGAUCAGGGCAUAGUGGAGAACAUUCCAGUGUGCCAUGUGUAUCCAGUGGUGCUUUGUGAGGAUGUUCCUCAGCUGUGUGUGCCUUGUCAGAUAAAUGGAGUUGUUCCGAUAGGAGGUGCGUGGCAGUGGGAUGCAGUGGCGCUCAUGAAAGAUCUUCUGCUUGGCCGCUCAGUCAGUGUUCAAGUCAUAGAACUACCAGAAAAUCUGCGAGGCAUGGUUACCGUGGAGAUAAUGCUGGAUGGAAUGGCACUGAGCAGAAUCAUGGUGCACCAUCAGCAUGCUACCAUAGACCCACCCAUCAGCAGCCUUGAGGACUACGUGGUGAAGCCUCCAGCACCUGAUUUGGACAACUGGGACUUGAACACAGAGGGCUUGGAGGAACCCCAGACCGUUUUAGGUGUGUACACCAACCCCAGACUUCAGGAUAAAGGGAAACACUUCCGAGUCACGAUCAAGCACAUCCGUACCCCUAAUGAGGUGUUCCUGAGUUUGUUGGAUUUAACGGCGUCUGAGCAGGAACCUUUAGUGGAAGCCUUACAACAAGUGAACAGGGACAUAGGCUCGUUGACCCAGUUGACAGACUUCCCCAUUGAGGGUCCGUGUCUGGCUGAAUACAGUGAUGGUAAAUAUUACCGCGCCAAGCUGCUGGGCUUUGCCGAGCUCAACCCCUGCGUCAAGAUUCUUGUGAGGCAUGUGGACUUUGGCUCAGACGACAUCCUGCCACCAUGCAAAUUGUCUUGCCUCCCGCCAGCACUCCUCCGAUUCCCGUGCGAGGCAGUGUGUGUUCGGCUGGCGGGCUUCAAGCCACCUCGUGUGUGUGUUGAGCUGGAGCGCAUUUCCUACCGGCCAGAGUGGAGCAUGAAGUCCAUGUUAGAGAUGAUUGACUUGCUACAUGGCGACCUCAGUGCAGUGGUAACGGCUGUAGAGCCACAGCUGACGGUGGUCCUGUACAACAUGGAUGGAACUUUGGUUCAUAUGCCCCUAGUGGAGAAAGGUCUAGCUGACUAUGAGUGAUGAAACGGAUUAAGGUUGUACCAGUGUUCCAUUCCUUACGUGCAUUGGUUGGAUUAGAAGCAAUCAAGCCUCUGUUGGACAGUAGUUUUAGGUUUGUUCUGUAUUGCUACAGCUUUUAUGUUGAUUUUUCUUUAAGUUGUAGGUUUUCUGACUCAUUGGAGCUGUACUUUGUGUUACUGUUCUACCCAAUGGCAAUGUUCAUUCAGCUUGUCUGUGACUAAGUAAAUUCUUGCUAAUA
Pygocentrus nattereri (red-bellied piranha) is the source of this 4993-nucleotide messenger RNA. It is a transcript of the gene rnf17, whose product is annotated as ring finger protein 17. The record is from RefSeq and is a predicted model, not a curated record. The coding region runs from base 40 to 4755 and encodes 1571 amino acids. The transcript has 37 exons. NCBI's taxonomy places the organism in Eukaryota, Metazoa, Chordata, Actinopteri, Characiformes, Serrasalmidae.